AUGGAAAUAGGUUUGCUUCUCCUUCUUCAAGAUCAAAACGGAGUAUCCCAUCGUCAGAAGCCAAUAACAUUCACUGAUGAGGUUUUUUAACAAUCAUAUUCUAACUAAUUUGAAUGUUUGUUUUAGACGACAAUCAAAGAGUUGAGCGAGGCAAUCAAUUCCUUUUGGUUUAUUCAUCAAAAUUAUCAAGAAUUAUAUCACAACGGGAAGCAGAUUUUAUCGCUAAAGUCUACAUUAAAACAAAUUGGUGUGAAGGACGACGACGAGAUUGUGAUCGUAAGUGUUUUUAUUAUUUUUUUUGUUCAUUUAGCAUUACUAACAAUUAAUUGUAAGCCAAAAUUACUAAUUGUAAGCCAAAAUUAUAUUAAAGGUUUUUAUUGGAUAUACGUAUGUAGAUCUUUUCAUGGGUAAAUUUGACGAUUUUUGAGAUUCAAAAAGUGCUUAAUUUUUAUAUACAUAGCUAGCGGAUUCUGUAAAAUUGCUCUCGAGUUGAAUAAAAUUAGUAAAAUUGCUCUGUAAAAUUGUUUAUUUUCAGAAACAUGCUGAUCUUCCAUGGUGGAUCGAGUACAAAGAAUGUGUUGAGUUAGUGUUGAAGCAGCGCUCGGACAAAGUUGAAAUCGCAAAAGAAGCUGUCCAACAUCACGAACGUUUAACCAAAAGCGGAUUCUUCAAUGUCUACGCCCAAUUCAACAACUUUCGAAGACAGAAUCAUACUAAAGUCGCUGCUUGGACCGAUGGUGACGUGGAAUUGAUUCGUAAAGCGACGGAGCAGUACUUCCACAAUCUCCAUGAUCAGAAGAGAGGAAAUGAAGAUUCCAAAUUCAUUUGUUAUUUCGAAGAACGAGACGCGGACUUAGGAGGCAGGCCAACGAACACACUUGCGUUUGUACAGAUUCAUGGAGAAGAUUCGGUUUCGAAGUACAACAUUAAGUAUGUUUUCCAUUCAUUCAUUCAAGAUCCUUUUCUGUUUAGAUGCCAUCAUUAUGGCCCAAAAGACUCGAGCUCAGGACAGGUGCCGGACGUCUCCGAAUUCUAUUGCUAUAAAUUGUUAGCAUUAAUCGGUGUCUGCCCCAAAUCUCAUAUUAUCCCUCCUUGUAUAUCGACUGGAACCAAAACAAGCACGUGAGGAUUUUACAGCUUUGCGUAUACAUAUACAUCUUUGCAUAUUUCAGAUACAUUGCUACUCAAUGGGACGACAGAUUCGAGCUUCUUGAAAACGUUAUUAAUGGGAACAGCCUUUGCGCGGAUGUCGUUGUUCAAUUGAGUAUGCUUAGAGUGCUCCUAUUCAUUUCUGAUCUACAUGAACAGAACUGCGGUUUGUUUUAGAGUCUGAAAACUAUAAUAUAAUUGAUUUUAGGAAGGUGGAAAGGGACACAGCACGCCGCAAUUGUUGACUUUGCCCCUACAAACGAUUUCAAGAUUUAUCCAGAUAUCAAAAGCGAACUGAUCACAACUUUUCCACACAAAGGAUGGAAAAAACAAUAUUCUGCUGUGAAAAAUCAACACGACGACAACUCCUGGUUGAAGAUCGCAAAGGUGUAUUUGGAUAAGUGGGAUCUCUCAAACAAGAUCGAAUUGGCUCGUGAACCAUUUGAUCCAACUAAAGGCCUCCUUAAAGGGCUAGAAAUUGGAUUCAAAAAACGACAAUUCCGUGUUAGUCCCACCGACCAACUGAACGAAUACAUCGACACAUUGCAAAAAAAUUUGGAGCAUCUUCAGACUCUUUUGAAUUCCAUUGUUUAG
Caenorhabditis angaria is the source of this 1743-nucleotide messenger RNA. The record is from the annotation of a GenBank genome assembly. NCBI's taxonomy places the organism in Eukaryota, Metazoa, Nematoda, Chromadorea, Rhabditida, Rhabditidae.